Molecule: messenger RNA, 3309 nt
Organism: Bufo bufo (common toad)
Lineage: Eukaryota; Metazoa; Chordata; Amphibia; Anura; Bufonidae
Product: potassium-transporting ATPase alpha chain 2-like
Exons: 23
Coding region: 126-3224 (1032 amino acids)
Biological process (GO): intracellular potassium ion homeostasis; intracellular sodium ion homeostasis; sodium ion export across plasma membrane
Cellular component (GO): membrane
Molecular function (GO): ATP hydrolysis activity; P-type sodium:potassium-exchanging transporter activity; ATP binding
Source: RefSeq, a predicted model, not a curated record
GCAAUGGCAUCUUCCAUCAAUUAACUGCUACAUUUAGACAGUGGAAGCUUCAUAAGAGCAGCUCAGCAGGAUUCCAGCAGGACAUUUACUAAUUCAGAACAUCCAGAACGUCUCAACCUCCAAGAAUGUCUUCCCAGGAGCCACCUGAUGUUCAUGCCAUCCCCAUGAAUGAAAAACCAGAAAAGGAGAAAACCAAAGAUAAAAUAUUUGCUGGGAUUAAAAGAAAGAAGAAUGAUAAGAAAGUAGAAAACUUGAAAAGGGAGCUGGAGAUUACUGACCACAAGUUAACUAAAGACGAAUUGGAAAAUAAAUAUUCUGUAGAUAUCAAACAGGGUUUGAGCACUGCAGCUGCCCAGGAAAUUCUCACCCGGGAUGGACUCAACAAGCUCACUCCUCCAAAAGGAACUCCUGAAAUUGUCAAAUUUUUGAUGCUAAUGGCGGGUGGAUUCUCCAUUGUUUUCUGGAUUGCGGCCGCCUUGUGCUUUCUUGCAUAUGGCCUUCAAGUUGCACAAGAUCCUAAUGUUUCCAAAGACAAUCUGUGGUUGGCGAUCAUCCUGAUUUUAGUGGUGGUGAUGACAGCCAUCUUUGCUUAUUACCAGGAAGCUAAAAGUACCAAUAUUAUGGCUGGCUUUAAGAAUAUGGUACCCCAGCAAGCCUUGAUUCUUCGUGAUGGAAAACGUAUUGAGAUGUUAGCAGAGAAUCUUGUUGUUGGGGACAUUGUUUUUAUUAAAGGAGGAGAUAAAAUCCCAGCUGAUUUACGUAUGCUUGAAUGCCAAGGCUGCAAGGUUGACAACUCAUCUCUCACUGGUGAAUCAGAGGCGCAACCUCGUGGUGUGGAGUGCACAGAUGAUAACCCUCUAGAGACCAAGAACCUGGGCUUCUAUUCUACAACCUGCUUGGAGGGGACAGCAUACGGUAUAGUAAUUAACACAGGUGACCGUACAGUCAUUGGACGUAUUGCAUCACUUGCCUCACAAGUCGGGAACCAGAAGACACCCAUUGCCUUGGAGAUUGAGCACUUUGUGCAUUUGAUCAGUGGGCUUGCAGUGGCUGUUGGCCUACUUUUCUUCAUCAUCUCCAUCUCUAUGGGAUAUAGUCCCCUCAAUGCUGUAAUAUUCUGUAUUGGUAUCGUGGUAGCUUAUGUGCCUGAGGGACUACUGGCAACUGUAACAGUUUGUCUAUCCCUGACGGCAAAGCGUAUGGCAAAAAAGAAUUGCCUGGUGAAGAACUUGGAAGCUGUUGAGACUCUUGGGUCCACAUCAGUCAUUUGUUCUGACAAGACUGGGACCCUUACCCAGAACCGUAUGACAGUGGCACAUAUGUGGUUCGAUAAUAUCAUCCACAAUGCAGAUACCAGUGAAGAUCAGACAGGUGAAAUGUUUGAUCAGAGUUCCCCAACUUCGCAAGCACUGAGUAGAAUCGCCACCCUCUGUAACCGAGCAGAAUUCUGUGCUAAUCAGGAAGAAGUUCCUAUCAACAAGAGAACAGUCAACGGAGAUGCCUCAGAAGCAGCUUUAUUGAAAUUUACUGAGAAUAUUAUAGGAAAUGUCAUGGACAUUAGGGAAAGGAAUGAAAAAGUUUUGGAAAUCCCAUUUAAUUCCAGCAACAAGUACCAGGUCUCUAUUCAUAUCCCAGAAGAUCCUGCUGAGAAAGGUUACCUGCUAGUGAUGAAAGGGGCCCCAGAACGUAUCUUGGAUAGAUGUAGCACCAUCAUGAUAGGAGGACAGGAAGUGCCACUGGAUGGUGAAAUGAAAGAUAACUUUCAGAAGGCCUAUAUCGCCCUGGGGAGUCUGGGAGAGAGAGUUCUUGGUUUCUGUCAAAUUCUGCUUCCUUCUUCUGCCUAUGGGCCGAGUUACCCUUUCAAUGCAGAAAGUGGAAAUUUCCCCUUAGAAAAAUUAUGCUUUGUUGGCCUCAUCUCCAUGAUUGACCCACCUCGCUCCAGUGUUCCUGAUGCAGUCAUGAAGUGUCGUAGUUCAGGCAUUAAGGUUAUUAUGGUCACUGGGGACCAUCCAAUCACAGCAAAAGCAAUUGCAAAAAGUGUCGGUAUUAUUUCAAGUACUAAUGAGACGGUGGAAGAUAUUGCCAGCAGACUAGGAAUCCCUGUUGAACAAGUUAAUCCCAGGGAUGCCUGUGCCGUUGUAGUAAAUGGAGGUGAAAUAGUUGACAUGAGUUCUGAUGAACUGGAUGACAUCUUGAGAAAUCAUACAGAAAUUGUGUUUGCCCGGACCUCACCCCAACAAAAACUUCUCAUUGUCGAAGGUUGUCAGAGACUAGGUGCCAUUGUGGCUGUGACUGGGGAUGGUGUGAAUGACUCCCCUGCAUUGAAAAAAGCCGAUAUUGGUGUUGCAAUGGGAAUUGCUGGCUCUGACGCUGCCAAACAUGCCGCCGAUAUGAUUCUUCUGGAUGAUAACUUUGCUUCUAUUGUGACUGGUGUGGAAGAAGGUCGCUUGAUAUUUGAUAACCUGAAGAAGUCCAUUGCAUACACCGUAACCAAAAACAUACCAGAAAUGAUUCCUUUCAUGGUCUAUGUGAUCAUCAGCUGCCCCUUGCCCAUAGGAACCAUCACCAUCCUCUUCAUAGAGCUGGGAACUGACAUUAUCCCUUCUAUUGCAUUAGCAUAUGAGAAACCAGAAAAUGAUAUUAUGACCAGAAAGCCACGCAAUCCGCACAAGGAACGACUGGUGAACAUGCCACUGCUUUCAUACUCCUACCUUCACAUUGCUGCAAUGGAAGCCUUUUCUGGGUUUGUGAACUACUUCACUAUCUUGGCUGAACAAGGAUUCCUUCCAGCUAGAACAAUUGGACUCAGACUCGACUGGGAGGACAAAAACAAAAAUGAACUGGAAGACAGUUAUGGGCAGGAAUGGACCUAUAACCAGCGUCUCUACCAGGAGUGGUAUAACUACUCAGCUUUCUUUGUCGGUAUUGUGGUCUGCCAGAUGAUGAAUGCAAUUAUCCGAAAAACAAGAAGGAACACCCUGCUAACCAGUAAUUUCUUCAGGAAUAAAAUUGUCUUCUUGGGUGUACUCUCACAAAUAGCCGUUGGAAUAAUCCUCCUCUAUGUUCCUGGAUUGAAUGAAGGAUUGCACUUUAUGCCCAUUCGAGUCCAAUACUGGUUUUGUGGAAUUGAGUACACAAUUCUCAUCUUAGUUUAUGAUGAAAUUCGAAAACUUCUCAUAAGAAAAUUUCCUGGCAGUUGGGUGGAUAAGGAGCUUUACUACUAAAUUACCAUGAAGAUUUUCCAUUACUGGACCAACAUUCUGACUGCAUCCCUCCAUUUUUUUCUGUACAUAUUGUAUAAUUGUAUAU